AUGACGGCUCCAGACGCCAUAACUCUGACCAUAGAAUAUAGACAGGGUCUUGAAGACGCGGAUGCGGUGGAAUCUACGCUAAAGGAGGAUAAUAGAGCGCUGGAGACGACGUUUGACGUUGACUUUUUAUCUCAACCAUACGCUCCCCCUACGCCAUUCCUGGAGUUUGAGGGUCUUUCUCUAGGCGAUGUUGCGGAGGGAUUCGAGUCUGAGCUUUACAGGAUUCGUCUAGGAGGCACUCGUGUUUCUUCUUUAUGUCCAAAGUGUUUUGUCGCCAUUUACGGCUGCUUGGUCCCGCCCGUUGAUUUGAAGCCUCUGCUGUGCGGAAAAAGUCGUGAUGAGGUUUGUGAGAAGCUUACCAGGCUCAAGGGCUCCUACUCCCUCAUUUACAUCUCGUUCCACAUGGGUCACAUUUACGUCUGCAAGGAUGAAUAUGGUUAUAAAUCAUUGCUCUUUCGUGUUGAUAAGCACGAAAUUACAGUCUCAAAUGUAGCUCUAGAUACCAGUAGUCGUUGGUACGAAGUACCUCCAUUUAAACUAUUGGUGAUUGGAAAUGCAGUGUCUUUUCUUCCUAGAAGAGAUUACUAUCUAUCGCAGUUGCUCAAGGCUCGGUUUACCAGGUUGGAUGAUUUAGUGGAGGAUAUAGUAUUAAAUUCCAUCGAUUCCAUCAAGAAGGCGCUGGUAGAGAGCGUUUUAGACGUUUGUUCUAGACGCAGAGAAAAAGAUUUCGUCACCAUCCUAUUCUCUGGUGGUCUAGACUCUGCACUUAUUGCCAGAAUUGUCGCAGAACAUCUCAAAGAUACAACUAUAGAGCUCAUUAAUGUAUCAUUUGAUCCAGCGACAUCUCCGGAUCGGAUAACAUCGCUUUACACAUACAGUGAACUUGUGGAAAUGUUUCCAAACUCAGACAUACGUCUUGUCUGCAUAGAUGUGAAUCAGGACGAAUACGUACAGGAUGAGGAAAAGAUUUAUGGCUUGUCAUACCCAAACGAUACUCACAUGGAUGUGAACAUUUCAGCAGCGCUUUACUACGCCUCUAGGCUAAAGGGGUUUCUCUGCGACAAGUCAUUCCUCCAGUCUAGCUUUUGGCAGACAUUUAGAAGCGAUUUAGCUGUUGCAAAGUCAGUGAAUUUCAAAGUCACCGUUAGUAGGGCAAAGUCGGCUGAUUUUCCGGAGCAAGAAUCAUCUCGUUCUGCAGUGACUCAAUCCCAAUCUACAGAAGGACAAGCUCUUCCAUUCCUUAAAAAGUGCGGUGAACAGCCGUAUUCUUCACAUUCUACUGACGUAUUGGUGGGAAGUGGAGCAGAUGAGCUCUUUGGGGGAUAUGGAAGACAUGUGACUAGUCAGGCGUUUCAAGACUGCAAAGAGCUUGGAGAGGAAAUUGCCAAGGACUUGAAUAGAUUGUGGAAGCGAAAUUUGGGUAGGGACGACAGGGUUCUAAAUGAGAAUGGAGUGAGGGCACUCUAUCCAUUCUUGUCUCCACUAGUGCUAGAGACAGUCACAAAACUCCCCUUUACCUCUGCCAGCAUAGUGGACAUUCUAAGCUCUCCAAAGUGGUUUCAUGAGCUCUGCAUAUACAAGUCAAUAGACUAUGGUGUAUUGAGAAAUUCUGAGUUUUUAGGGGCUGAAAAUAGGCCCGUUUCUGUGUACAUUAACAAGUGGAUAUUGCGUGAGAUUGCUCUGCAACUUGGUUUAAAAUCUUGUGCUACUUUUAAAAAAAGGGCUAUACAAUUUGGCACGAACAGUGCCAAGAAUUUUAAUAGACUUCAUAACAUGUCAAAUCGACAGGCUAGAAACAAGGGAGCGGCUGUCUAUGGGUCAAUGGGCUUUAAUGUCAACUAG
Molecule: messenger RNA, 1842 nt
Organism: Theileria equi strain WA
Lineage: Eukaryota; Apicomplexa; Aconoidasida; Piroplasmida; Theileriidae
Product: asparagine synthetase family member protein
Exons: 1
Coding region: 1-1842 (613 amino acids)
Molecular function (GO): asparagine synthase (glutamine-hydrolyzing) activity
Source: RefSeq, a predicted model, not a curated record